Molecule: messenger RNA, 2051 nt
Organism: Cuscuta campestris
Lineage: Eukaryota; Viridiplantae; Streptophyta; Magnoliopsida; Solanales; Convolvulaceae
Source: the annotation of a GenBank genome assembly
CCGAGGUUUAUCUUUAGAAAAUAUAUUAAAAACGAAAUUAAAAGAAUAUUUUCAAACGUGCCAAAAAAAAGUGUGAUAUUUUGAGAUGAAGGUAGUAUGAAAAGGGAGUACUUAUUGUUAACUUUGUUGCACCGCCCAAAAAAUUGUCCAAUUUCAUCCACUCCGGAUUUCUAUGUAAAAACAGCAUAGCAGCAUCCAUGUCAAGCUCCAAAAAUGGCGAAGGAGUCCAUGUAUUGGUCUUCCCCUACCCAGCCCAAGGCCACAUCCUCCCACUUCUCGACUUGACCCACCACCUCGCCGCUUCACCGUCACCGUCCUCGUCACCCCCAAAAACCUCCCGAUCCUCGAUCCGGACUCUGGUUCUCCCUUUUCCGGCCGGCCACCCCCUCCUCCCCCCCGGCGUCGAGAAUGUCAGGGACGUCGGGAACUGGGGCAACGCCCCCAUCAUGAGCUCCCUCUCCGAUCUCCGCCGCCCGAUCGUCGAUUGGUUCGCCUCCCAUCCCGACCCUCCGGCGGCGAUCAUCCACGACGUGUUCCUGGGCUGGGUCGAGGAGAUGGCCGGAGAAAUCGGAGUUCCGGGGAUCUGCUUUUACUGCCAUAGCGCGUUCUUGGGCUGCGUUUUUGAGUAUGGGUGGAGGAAUAUGGAGAAGGUCAAGUCUUUGGAGGUGUAUUUAAAAUUGGUUGAAUCAUAUGAGGAAACUGAUUGGCCUCACACAAAAACAGUAACACACCAUUUCUGUUUUCCAUUACCAAACAGAAAAUACAGAGCGAAGCUCAAGCAGCCAUCCUUACUGGUGAUCUCAAUUCGGCUGUUUUUUAAAAAAAUUUGGGGAAUUAAUAUGAAAACUGUGAAGGGUCUUCAUGAAGAGGAAGACGAUGAGGAAUUCGGUUAUAAGAAAGAUGCUUCGAACUCAAAUAGUAUAAGUAUUCCAAGAGAUGGAAAGAGUUGUGAUAAGGCUAAUGCAAUACGGUCUAAACAUUCUGUAACGGAGCAACGUAGGAGGAUUAAGAUCAAUGAGAGAUUUCAGAUAUUGAGAGAUCUGGUACCUAACACGGAUCAAAAGCGAGAUACUGCAUCAUUUCUGUUGGAGGUGAUUCAGUAUGUACAGUAUUUACAGGAGAAAGUACAAAAGUAUGAAGGACCAUAUCAAGCUUGGGGUUCUGAACCAACAAAACUAAUGCCUUGGAAUUUUGCUGGUUCCCCCCCACAGGCUGUGAAGAACAGUCCGGCAUACGCUGGGAGGUUUGACGAGAAUCAUGGCGCAGUCCCUUCAACAGCUAUGCAACCAACUAUUCAGCAGAAUCGAGUUGAAUCUUCUCCUGCCUUCAAUGCAAGAGAACGUAAGGAGAUAGCUACUAAGUUAGUUUCAGCUCCCAUUCAUCUGCCACCCUCUGAUGCCCACUCAAGUGAAUGCCCCAACAAUUUAGAUGCUCAUAGUCAAGAUGAGGAGCUGCCAGCUAUAGAGGGUGGCACGAUUAGUUUUUCAAGCGUUUACUCCAAUGGAUUGCUGAAUUCUUUGGGACAAGCAUUGCAAAGUACUGGUGUAGACCUUUCACAUGCCACCAUCUCGAUGCAGAUAAAUCUUGGAAAACGGGCAAAUAGAGGAUUAAACUCAUCAGUAAUGGUUUCUAAGGAUAGUAGUGAGAAACCCACACCCUUUGCGAACCAAGUAGUUGGAUUUUUUCAGGACACAAACACGGGCGAUGAUUUUGAUCAAGCUCAGAAAAGGCUAAGGAUUUAGGUACACCUCGCAGCCGGUUGUGCAUAUGGUUGUUGUUGUUCAUGUCCAUUGUUGUCAUGUCUUUUAACUCAUUUUGUGUUUGCUCCCCAUUAUUGUUUUUUUAUGUGGGGGAGGAGCUCAUAUGCCUUGUUUGGCAACAAUAUUUAACUUGAAAACGCCAAAGCUAAACGUUGAAUUGUUGCCAAACGGGAAGAUUGUGCUCGUGUUCAUUAAGUACAAACCUUAGUUCUCUCAAGUAUAACCGAAUCACCAACUCUUCGGGUGAAGAAAAGUGUAUUAUUCAUAAUACCGCCGUGCGUUUUGGGAUUU